AUUUAAUCAUUUUCACCUUUUUCACAAGGGCCCACAACUGAUUCAGUAUACAGAACUGACAGUUUGAAGAAUACAACUGAUUGAGAAGCUCCCUAGCUCUCUGAGCCACAAACUGCUAGAUAUUCUUGUAACACAUGAUUUUAAGACACUAAGGAGUUAAAGCCUCAGAUUAGCUCUGCUGGAAGGAACAAGCUGACAGCAUCCCAAGAAGAUGCUACAUAGAAUAACCACGAAAAGGAAAAACUAGAACUGUAAACGCCUGAAGACCAACUGGGGAGUGUUCUUAAAGGAAGAUCUCACACUUUAAUAUAGCAGGAUUAUGGACAUUAUUGAUUCUGCAAGAAACGGGAAAGCAAAACUUCAAAAAAGGAAAAUGCCAUGAUAUACCAGCAAGCAAAAUGAAGCUUUAGCAAAUGUUUUCUGCACUAUUCAGAGUCCUAUCAACUGAUAUGACUAAUCGAGUUUUCCAUCUGAGCUUUAUGGCCAAUUAUGUAUCUUCUUCUAAUGAGAACAAACCGAAUUAAAUAGCAGAUGGUUUUUAUCAAAAGAGCAUGUACUGGAUUUAUAAUAUAAAGCAAAUUAUGUGAUCAAGAAAUCAUUUCAAAAUAAUGAGAACUGCUGCAGAAACAGACUGGAAACAAAUGGAUAUCUAAAUGCAUUUUAGAAGCUAGAAAUGUUAUGGGUUUUUUUUUUCUAUUUUCACAUAUUCUGGAAAAUAAAAAGACACAAUCUUAUAUUCUUUCAAAAAGAAAAUACAAUUUCUAUCAUUUGAUGGAGUCUUAUUUGCCGGAAAAUUAUGUGCUAUUCUUUAAAAAUCCAUCAACCAACUAAACCCCACAAGUCAUCAACUGAAACACUCAAACAGCAAAUGAAUGAAUUCCUACAAGACAUAAAAUAAAACACAACUACUCCACUGCUACCAGGGAAGAAUUCAUGUCAAGAUUGUCAAUGACAUCAUGUAUCAAUUUGUGGAAAACUACCAUGGUGAGCCAAAAGGCCCAUAAGGCAACAGCAAACAGGAGAAAUACCAGCUGCUCCAAAAGGAUGUGUUUUUCUCCUGUUCUGGAAAUCAACAUGCAGUCUGAAUCAAACAUUACAGUGCGAGAUGACAUUGAUGACAUCGACACCAAUAUGUACCAAGCACUAUCAUACCCAUUAAGCUUUCAAGUGUCUCUCACUGGAUUUCUCAUGUUAGAGAUUGUGCUGGGACUUGGCAGCAACCUUACCGUAUUGGUACUUUACUGCAUGAAAUCCAACUUAAUCAAUUCUGUCAGUAACAUUAUUACCAUGAAUCUCCAUGUCCUUGAUGUAAUAAUCUGUGUGGGAUGUAUCCCCCUAACUAUAGUGAUCCUUCUGCUCUCACUGGAGAGCAACACUGCUCUCAUCUGCUGUUUCCAUGAAGCCUGUGUUUCCUUUGCAAGUGUUUCAACAGCGAUCAACGUUUUUGCUAUCACUCUGGACAGAUACGACAUCUCUGUAAAACCUGCAAACAGAAUCCUGACAAUGGGCAGAGCUGUAAUGCUAAUGACAUCCAUUUGGAUUUUCUCUUUCUUCUCAUUCCUGAUUCCCUUCAUUGAAGUAAAUUUUUUCAGUCUUCAAAGUGGAAAUACGUGGGAAAACAAGACACUGCUGUGUGUCAGUACGAGUGAGUACUAUACCGAGCUGGGGAUGUAUUACCACCUUCUGGUUCAGAUCCCCAUCUUCUUCUUCACAGUUAUAGUGAUGCUGAUCACAUACACCAAGAUCCUCCAGGCUCUUAACAUCCGCAUAGGCACCAGAUUCUCAACAGGGCAGAAGAAGAAAGUCCGGAAGAAAAAGACAAUCUCUCUAACCACACAUGAGACCACAGACAUGUCACAAAGCAGUGGUGGAAGGAACGUCGUCUUUGGUGUGAGAACUUCAGUUUCUGUGAUAAUUGCCCUCCGGCGAGCUGUGAAACGCCACCGGGAACGACGAGAAAGGCAGAAAAGAGUCUUCAAAAUGUCUUUAUUGAUUAUUUCUACUUUUCUUCUUUGUUGGACACCAAUUUCUGUUUUAAAUACCAUCAUUUUAUGUUUAGGCCCAAGUGACCUUUUAGUAAAGCUAAGAUUGUGCUUUCUAGUCAUGGCUUACGGAACAACGAUAUCCCACCCUCUCUUGUACGCAUUCACCAGACAAAAGUUUCAAAAGGUCUUAAAAAGUAAAAUGAAAAAGCGGGUUGUUUCUAUAGUUGAAGCUGAUCCCAUGCCUAAUAAUGCUGUAAUACACAACUCAUGGAUAGAUCCUAAAAGAAACAAGAAGGUUACCUAUGAAGACAGUGAAAUAAGAGAGAAAUGUUUAGUACCUCAGGUUGUCACAGACUAGGGAGAAUCUAAGUUUCACCAAAUCUACAUUCAGAAGAGUUUUAAGUUUAAAUUGUAAAAACUGAUAACUGCCAAAUGUAAGAGAAAACAUUCUCAGUAUUGGUUAUGUUGUAAAUUUUCAAUGUGAAUGUCAAUUAGAUUAGGUUAUAUAUACGCAAUUUCUUCAUUAUUUAAUGUAUUUGUUGCAUGGCAGUUUGUUAAAAGUAAUAUCAUCUGUAUAUUUUGUCAAUAUUAUGUCCAUCAGAAGAUAUCCAUGUAAGUCAUAUUUUCUAACAAAUAAAUACAUAGCCUUAAAAGAGUGUAUAACUUUAAAAUGUAACUGACACAGAUAUCUACAUUUUUUAAAAAUAAUGUAUGAAGUCUAUUAUUUCUAAGCCACGAAUUACAGAUAUAUUUAUAUGCUGACAAGUUGCAUAAUGUUUAACAAAAAAAAUUAUAGGCUCAAAACAAUCAAAGCAAGAUUUUCUGUAUCACUAUGCUAUAUUUCUGAUAUGAUUGACUUGUAAUAAUAUUUUAACAACAAAAUAAUGGACUAUAUAUAAACUUAAUCUUUCUUUUGAAUGUAGGAAAUAUAGACUAUAUUAGUAUUUCAAAACCAGGAAUCAAUGAAUAAAUAAGACCUGUAUGUGUACACCAAAAUAGGGAAACUUUAAAAUUCAAGUUUAUUAUGCAAAGAAAAAAGAUUGAAUUCUUUUACAAGGGUAAUAUGCCUAUCAUACAAAUGAACCAACAAUAAAAGGAGGGAAGAAAGCCCUGUUGCUCCUCCCUCAUUUUGCCUGAGUCUACACCCAAUGUCCGAGGUUAAAGAAAACAUCGGUCUUAAAAAGCUGCAAUAAAAUAAUUUUUAGCUUUACUAUUUUGUAUAAGAGACACUAAUCAUACAAAUAGAAAGACUGAGCAGAGGAAAAGAGAAUCGUUUCUGUCGCUGUAGAAACACAGCCAGAUGUUUCUAAUUUUAGAUACAUAGCAACUUAUGUGAGGCAGAAUUUAUACAAUGUUCCUUCCCAGCCUUCAAAAUAUAGCAGCUCUGUUUCCACUCUCCAGGUGAUUAAAACAACCCUAACAGUUGGCACAUUUCUAUUCCACCACCACGUAACAUAACUUAAACAUUUUUCUCUCAAAUCCUCAAUUCUUGUUAGAAAAUGUUUACUAGUUCUAAUUAUAGAUUAUAUGGAUUAUGAAUAUUUUCAUAGCAAACAAACAUUUCUCACUUGUUAUAAUAAUCUGGCAAUAUGAAGUAAUACCAAAAACUUAGCAAUGACUUAUUUAAAAUAGGUAAGUACCUGCUAUAAGCAACUUGUUAGCUUGACAAUAUUCUAUAUUUUAAAUACUAUAUUCAUUAAAUGAAGUAAUAUCUUUAAAUUUAAAACCUCAUAUUAGACAACUCAAUAUAUGCCUACAUAUAUAGUCACUUUUAUACAAAUAAAUGAGAUUCAUUUAAUCGACUUUACUGACUAGCCAGACCCUGGGGAAAUGAGUGAUACAUGAGCUUGAAAUCAUUAAUGUUUCUGGCAAAUUAAACUGAUUCAUUUCUGAUGAUAAAACUAGACUGUCAAAACUUGGCAAAGGCCCACUUUCCUCCUGCUUUAUGAAGUAAGAGAAAUGCUGCAGUUUGACAAAAUAUAAUCAAAUAAAAAAUUUUUGAAACCUAAAACUAAGACUUAAUGGUGUUAAAAAAUUUUUCACUCAAAUAAAUGCAUUUAGCCUACAAUAUCUUCUAAGACCUUAACUAAAACUUAUAAUGCAUUUUGUACUUGGACUUCCAAGAAUAAGUUAAAAUAUUAGAACUUAGAGUUAUAAAAUCUUAAUUUUAAAAACUAGACUACUUUUAGUCUAGUUCAUGUUAAGAAAAUCCUCCACUGGGUUUUCAGUAUUUUUAAUCAUAAGGUUUAUAAGCAUUCCAAAUAAUUUAGUAUAAAAACUAAUUUCUUCCAUGUUGGCCUAAGAAGUUUUCAUGAAUUCUGAUCUUCUGUAUUAGGAAACGAAUUAAUAGCAAACUCUACCUUUGCCCUGUAAGCUGCUAUGUGUCCAGGAAUGUCAGAGUGAGCAAUGAUGCAUUUUGCCUACUCUAAUGGCCCUUUUAGGAUACAAAAGUACACCUACUGACUUACAGAAAACAAAAUCUAUACCUGUUCACACCUUAACAGAAACCUCAAGUGGCAUUUAAUGUGUUAAAUAGUAUAUAAUGUGUGCAAAGCUGGGUAAAAAAGAAAGUACAAACAUCUGAAACUGUUGAUCUCUUGG
Messenger RNA from Acomys russatus (golden spiny mouse), 4586 nucleotides. It is a transcript of the gene Gpr22, whose product is annotated as G protein-coupled receptor 22. The transcript has 2 exons. The record is from RefSeq and is a predicted model, not a curated record. Lineage: Eukaryota; Metazoa; Chordata; Mammalia; Rodentia; Muridae. Gene Ontology annotation, molecular function: G protein-coupled receptor activity; peptide binding. Gene Ontology annotation, biological process: G protein-coupled receptor signaling pathway. Bases 934 to 2343 code for a protein of 469 amino acids. Gene Ontology annotation, cellular component: membrane.